Molecule: messenger RNA, 420 nt
Organism: Thalassophryne amazonica
Lineage: Eukaryota; Metazoa; Chordata; Actinopteri; Batrachoidiformes; Batrachoididae
Product: T-complex protein 11-like protein 1
Exons: 4
Coding region: 34-420 (128 amino acids)
Biological process (GO): signal transduction
Source: RefSeq, a predicted model, not a curated record
UUUCUUCAGAGCUGCCCACGACAAGAGCCAAACAUGCCCACUGAAGGAGACAAGGACGCAAAGGAGGAAAGGAUGCAGGACACUCCUGAGGAUACGGUGCGGAAGAGAGUACACACAGACACUCAGAGCCCACACAGAGGAAAUACUCCACAAGGCAGCCCAUCCAGAUUUGUCUCUGUGGAGGAGCUGUUGGAAACAGCUAAAGGAGUCUGUAACAUGGCUUUGGCUCAUGAGAUCAUGGUCAAUUAUGCUUUUCAGUUCAAACCUGCAGAGCUUCCUGAGCAAAAUUUGGAGCGCAGAGUUAAGGAGAUUGUGCACAAAGCAUUCUGGGAUUGUUUGGAAGCUCAGCUGAAUCCAGCUGAGGAUCCACCAUCGUACAGCCACGCCAUCAAACUGCUGGCUGAGAUCAAAGAGGUGUGA